This is a messenger RNA of Rhodamnia argentea, 1956 nucleotides long. RefSeq names its product protein FLX-like 2. The record is from RefSeq and is a predicted model, not a curated record. The coding region runs from base 148 to 1449 and encodes 433 amino acids. The transcript has 5 exons. Lineage: Eukaryota; Viridiplantae; Streptophyta; Magnoliopsida; Myrtales; Myrtaceae.
UAAAAACUGCAAUUUUACCAGCGAAGAGAGAGGAGAGCUUCUUCCUCUCCAAAUUCGUUUUCCUAGCAAUAGCAUCAGUAGUUUACCUUCUUCUCAGUCCAAGAGAGUUCCUUCUUUACAGGAAAUCAUAACAAUCUGAUCAAAAAAAUGGAAAGCAAAAGCCGCAUUCCACCUCCUCAUUUAAGACGUCCUAUACCAGGUCCUGGCUUGGUGCACACUGAGUCAUUUGUGUCAGGAAUACGUCGGCCACCAGGUUCCUUUUCUCCUGUAGAUAUGUUGCCUCCCCCACCAGAAGUUAUGGAGCAAAAGCUUGCUGCACAGCAUGUGGAGAUGCAAAGACUUGCUACAGAGAACCAGAGGCUUGCUAAUACUCAUGGGGCAUUGAGACAGGAACUUGCUGCUGCUCAACAUGAGUUGCAGAUUUUACAUGCUCAAGUUGGAGCUGUGAAGUCUGAGAGAGAACAGCAGAUGAGGAGCCUUCUGGAUAGGAUUGCUAAGAUGGAGGCUGAUAUCCAAGCGGCAGAACCUCUUAAGUUGGAAUUGCAGAAGGCUCGAGCUGAUGCUCAGAAGUUAAUUGUAGCAAGGCAGGAACUUUUUGCUAAAGUACAACAGUUGACUCAGGAUCUUCAAAGGGCACAUGCUGAUGUGCAACAGCUUCCUGCUCUGAUGUCUGAACUUGAGGGCCUUAGGCAGGAGUACCAUCAUUGCAGGAUCACUUUCGAUUACGAGAAGAGAUUAUUUGAUGAUCACCUUCAGCAGCUUCAGGUGAUGGAGAAGAAUUAUGUUACCAUGGCCACUGAAGUCGAAAAACUACGAGCUGAGCUUUCGAAUGCAUCUAAUGUUGAAGGAAGAGCUGUAGGACCACAAGGUGGCCCCAGUGUAAAUGCUGGAAGUGAGGUUACUGGAAAUUCUUCCGCGCAAACUGCACAUGGAGAUGGUUACGGUGUUCCUCAGGCUGGCGGACCUCCUCCGCCAAAUGCGGCUGGUAAUGCUGGGGUUAAUCCUCCCACCGCUCCCAUUCCGCCCGCUGGAAUUCCCGCAUAUCCUGGAGCUCCAUCUAGGCCUGCUCCUCCGAGGCCCAACUAUGAUGCAACUGCGGCUGGUUAUGGCGCCCACAGGUUACCCAGUUAUGAUCCAUACCGAGGCCCCAUUUAUGAUCCACAGAAAGGUGGCCUCGGUUAUGAUGCACAGAGAGGAGCUGGUUUCGAUAUGCAGAGAGGAAAUUACAAUAAUGUGUACAAGGCACCGGGUCAUGAGGUGCCGAGUGGACCUUCUUAUGAUGCAUCCAAGGGUCCACCAUAUGAUGUACAAUCCCGAGGUGCUGCUGGACAGCAGCAUGGGCCCGUCCCUCCGGUGAACAAUGUGCCCCAUGCAUCCUCAACCCCGCCUCCUCGCCCUGGGGGUGCUUCUGAUGCACCACCUCGAGGUGGAAACCCAGCUUGGAAAUAGGCUCAUAACAUUGCAACCUGGUGGUGGGCUUGUUCGACAUUCUCAGUGACAGUAUCAAAAUCUGUGCAGCCUCUUGCCUGGAAUAUGGAUCUCCUUCCUAGAGCAUCGGGGCAAUGAAAUGGGCACUACUUUAGGGAUUCGAUUUGGUUCCCAUCGUGAUGGAGGAUGUAUUCCUGGACAUGGGACGAGGGGUUCUUUUGUGAAAAACCAUUGUCACCGAUCCGACUCGCAUUUCAAAGGGGAAAAGAAAAUACAAAGACCCCGAUUUUGUUUCGCUUACGUUCUUUGGAGCUCCUUCAUAGAUGUUUGUACAAGCGAAGAGGAUAGCUUCUCUCAUUGAUUCGCCGUGUUGAUUGAGCCGAGCCCUUCAUCGCGCGAGGGUUGGGAGUUUAGUCAUUCUUCCUCACAAGCUGAUGACAGUGAUCAUUAGGCCUUUCGAGAACAUUGCAUCCAAUGUAUGUUGGGUUUCAAAUUGGGUUGCUGUUCAUGCAAUCAUCAUUAGCGGGC